CUCUGAGGAGUCCGAGAAGUUGAAGAGUUUAAGUGGGUGGGGAAAUUAAAACAUAACGGUAACAAUGAGUCCCUCCUCUGUUUACUAAGCCGUUUUAACUACGACGAAAGCCGCUCUCCGUGUAUAAAGGCAGACGAUCCUCAUGUAACCCUGCUAACAAUAAAGAAACCCGGGUUUUGAACACUUUUCUUAGCUACCGCAUUUAAAGAGACAGCGCCGGGGCUUUCGAAAAGCAUCAUGGCGGACUCCAGCACCAAUGGCCUCACAUCUCUCGCGCGGGCUUUGUCACAACCAUCUCUGGAUCUGAUAGAAGUUAAUGAUGUUUCCCCUCCACGAAGUCUUCAGCUUCAUCCAGGACGAAGGAGAAAGUUGUCCAGUUGCAACUCGAUUGAGAACGCCGACCUGGUAACCUCACCUUGCGCCGCGGAGGCGCGGGUCCUCGUUAUCAAUACUGGAGGAACUAUCGGCAUGACUCUUCAUGAAGACGUUCUUGCCCCACAAGCCAAUGCUUUUGUGAAGAGCCUGCGUAAGCUGCCCAUCCUCCAUGAUGAGACAUAUGCUCACCAGACCCGCAUGUAUGAAUACUAUGGAUCUGACACCUUGGUCCUGCCGAAGCCAGCGCCCCAUCCCGACCUGCACUUUCACGGACUGAGUAAACAAAAUAAGAGGAUAGUCUACACUAUCUUGGAGUACAAUCCUUUAUUGGACUCUUCCAAUAUGACCACAGAUGACUGGGGUAGAUUUGGAAAGGACAUUGAGAGAAACUAUGAAAGCUACGAUGGUUUUGUGAUUCUUCAUGGCACAGACACUAUGGCUUACACAGCCUCUGCCCUGUCCUUUAUGUGUGAGCAUUUGGGCAAACCGAUCAUUCUCACGGGCUCACAGGUACCCAUCUAUGAGAUGAGGAAUGAUGGCAGAGACAAUCUACUUGGGGCAUUACUAAUUGCUGGACAAUUUGUCAUUCCUGAGGUGUGCCUGUAUUUCUACAACAAACUCUACAGAGGGAAUCGUGUGACCAAAGUGGAUGCUGGGAGCUUCAAUGCAUUCUCAUCUCCUAACUUGGCCCCCUUGGCCACUGCUGAAGUGGAUAUUACAAUCAACUGGGAUACAGUGUGGAGGGCAAACACCACAGCAAAGUUUCAAGUCAAGACUGAGCUGAACCGCAACGUAGGCCUGCUUAGGCUAUUCCCAGGAAUCACUGCGUCUACUGUAAAGGCUUUCCUGCAGCCACCCAUGGAAGGAGUGGUCCUGGAAACCUACGGCAGCGGAAAUGCCCCCGAUAACCGCCCUGAUCUCCUGGAACAGUUAAAGAAAGCCACUGAUGCCGGUGUCAUCAUCAUCAACUGCACGCAGUGUCUGAGGGGGUCGGUGUCUACAUCCUACGCCACUGGCAAGGUCUUGAUAGAAGCCGGCCUGAUAGCAGGAGGCGACAUGACUCCAGAGGCUGCGCUGUCAAAACUGUCCUACGUAUUGGCCAAGAAGGAGCUUGCUCUGGAGGCGAAGAAAAAGAUGAUGGCAGAGAACCUGCGAGGUGAAAUGAUCGCUGACUUGGCAGGAGCCAAACUGUGCCUGAGUGACAGCCGUUUCAUCCAAGUCAUUGCCAAGUCUCUAAGCGUCAGCUGCAAAGAGGAGCUGGAAGCCAUCCGAGAUGCUCUGACUCCCACGCUGGCAUGCGCCGCUGCUAAGAUCGGUGACAUUGAGGCCUUAAAAGCCCUAAAAGAAAUGGGCAGUAACUUAUGUCUGGUGGACUACGAUGGACGCACACCCCUUCAUGUUGCUGCCUGUGAGGGCCACCUCAAAAUGGUGCAGUACCUACUGAGUCAUGGAGCUUCGGUCCACACUAAAGAUCGCUAUGGCGACACACCCCUAUGCAAUGCUGUGCGUUUCAGACACAAGGAAGUUGUGAAGCUGCUGAGAAAGACCGGAGCUCAUUUCUCCAGACAUGAGUUGGAGGAAGCAGGAACUGAAAUGUGCAGCCUGGCAGCCAAUGGUGACCUGGAUGGUCUGGAAAUCUGGAGCCUUGCUGGAGCAGACUUAAAUCAACCAGGCUAUGAUGGGCAGACUGCAAUUCAAGUGGCACAAGUUGUCAGCAAAAAGGAUGUGGUAGCAUUUUUGCUGCGACUCGAGAGCAAAAAAUCAAAGAAAGUAUUGGGUGAAUUUAAUGAUGAUGAUGAUGAUGAUGAUGAGGAAGAGAGCGGAGUGAUCCAAUUCAAGGCUACCCCACCGGCACUUUGAGCUGACGCUACCUGAACCAACAAUUGUCCUCUGCUGGCAUCCAUUUAACUGCUGAGGUGUUCUCUGCACAACGUCCGGCUACUUUUCACAAAAUUGCUCUCUUCUUGGAUGUCAUCUGAUUGCAUGUGUUCUUCAAAGCCAUCGCUGCUGCAGUCUUCCUCUCCAAAAAUAUUAAUAACACAAAAGACUGUGUAACUGCUGAGGGCAUGGUGCCCAGAGAAAAUAAGUGGAUGUAUGUACAUGAAGUUGUUGCAGACUUUUCUGUGUAUAAGGAAACUGGUUACAGUGCUGACUGUUUUAAUCAAAUGUUUUAUUUCUAUGUAUGUAGUAAAUGUGAUGUCCAAUUAGGGAAUUAUGCCAUUUGAGCAGAACCUAUAUAUAUAUACACAUGAACAUUACAAUAUAAAGUAAUAUUUUCUCCUUGUGUAGCAAUAUAUGUGUCAUAGCAUAAUAUCUGGACGUACAGGGUACAUUCACAGAUUUCUAUGCUGUUUCUUUUAUAGUGACAUGCUGCAAAAUCUCAGUUCAAAUGAUUCUAGGAUUUUUUUUUUUUAAUUUUAUUUUAUUUUUAUUUUGGAUGGUGUCCAAACUACCCAUGCAUUUUGAGCCAAAGUAUACCUCUGUUCCCAGAGCUUUUCAUUUCCUCCUGCUACAACAGGUAUUUCAGAAACCUGCAGUUUAAACCUUUGCAACUCAUCUAGCGUGUUUCUUGUUCUGAUUGUUGAGCCUGAAGUGUCACAUAUCUCUUUCUUUAAGAUGGAAAGGGGAAAUCCAGAGUAUUGUGUGAGACAUAAAUGCUUUAAAGUGUCACGGUUUCUGUUUUCCUUAAUGUGUUUUAAAUGUCUUUUCGCAUUCUUUACAUUUGUAAUCACAAAUGAAUGACAUUUACUUAUUCGUUACUUUAGUUAAACAUGAGGAAAUGUUAAACAUUGCUACUCCUGUUUGGUUUUCAGUAACGUUAAUACCAAUCUGGGCAAGAGUCAUUCACGUAAAUGUUUUGUGAUUACAUGUGUGUGCAUAUACAUCUUAGUUAUUUUAAAUGUAUCCUGUUGUUUCCAUUGCUGCUGUUGCCUCUGCUGCUGCAAAUCAGGAACUCUGGGAGAUUUAGUUUGUUCUGUGGAUGAAAAAAAGAGGCAGAAAUAAAUUUCUUCUUUCAGAGAAA
Maylandia zebra (zebra mbuna) is the source of this 3397-nucleotide messenger RNA. RefSeq names its product asparaginase homolog (S. cerevisiae) (gene aspg). NCBI's taxonomy places the organism in Eukaryota, Metazoa, Chordata, Actinopteri, Cichliformes, Cichlidae. The record is from RefSeq and is a predicted model, not a curated record. Gene Ontology annotation, molecular function: protein binding; asparaginase activity. Gene Ontology annotation, biological process: amino acid metabolic process.